ACCGUUCGCAGUCCGGCAAUGGCGAGCUAGAGCCGAGGAAGGAAGAGGGAGAGAGAGUCAUUCGAAUCCGAUGCAAUCCUGCGUGCAGGCGGCCAGAAUGACAAUAAAACUCGGUGGAGCAUAAUCUACGGCGUUUAACGUGUCGUCUGGUGCGGAUAUUGUCGGGGUGCGUUUGGAAAGGAGCGAGAAAAGUGUUGGUGAAAAUCCCUCUGUCAGAGAGACUGAGAACAGACAGACACACAGAGGGAGAGAAAUAGAGUUUCCCUGAGUAACCGGGUUAAAAUCAAACUCACACAGUGGGCACCGGGCGAACCCCAUCAUGGAACUCAGAGUGGGAAACAGGUACCGACUCGGCAGGAAAAUCGGCAGCGGCUCCUUCGGAGAUAUUUACCUGGGAACUGACAUUGCUGCAGGAGAGGAGGUGGCCAUUAAGCUGGAAUGUGUGAAAACCAAACACCCACAGCUACAUAUUGAGAGCAAGAUAUACAAGAUGAUGCAAGGAGGUGUUGGCAUUCCCACUAUCAAGUGGUGUGGUGCAGAGGGCGAUUACAAUGUGAUGGUAAUGGAGCUGCUUGGACCAAGUCUCGAGGAUCUCUUUAAUUUCUGCUCUCGUAAAUUCAGCCUUAAGACAGUCCUGCUCCUCGCUGAUCAGAUGAUCAGCAGAAUUGAAUACAUUCAUUCGAAGAAUUUUAUCCAUCGCGAUGUGAAACCUGAUAAUUUCUUAAUGGGGUUGGGAAAGAAAGGCAACCUGGUCUAUAUUAUUGACUUUGGGCUAGCAAAAAAAUACCGGGAUGCACGAACGCACCAACAUAUACCAUACCGUGAGAAUAAGAACCUUACAGGAACAGCUCGAUAUGCUUCGAUCAAUACCCAUUUGGGAAUAGAACAAAGUCGUCGUGAUGAUUUGGAAUCUUUGGGCUAUGUUCUCAUGUACUUUAACUUAGGAUCAUUGCCUUGGCAAGGCCUAAAGGCAGCAACAAAAAGGCAGAAGUAUGAACGCAUUAGCGAAAAGAAAAUGUCAACGCCAAUUGAAGUGCUCUGCAAAGGUUACUCAUCUGAAUUUGCCACAUACUUGAACUUCUGCCGUUCCCUACGUUUUGAUGACAAACCAGACUAUUCCUACUUGAGGCAAUUAUUUCGCAACCUCUUCCACCGCCAAGGCUUCUCCUAUGACUAUGUCUUUGACUGGAACAUGCUCAAGUUUGGAGCCAGCAGAGCUGCCGAUGAUGAUCGCGAACGGCGAGAGCGAGAGGAACGCAUGAGGCACGGCCGAAAUCCAGCAGCACGGGGAUUACCUUCAACUGCUUCUGGAAGGCUUAGAGGAAAUCAGGAAGUGGCACCACAGACACCCCUCACCCCCACGUCCCACACUGCUAACACAUCUCCACGCCCUGUCUCUGGUAUGGAACGGGAGCGAAAAGUGAGCAUGAGGUUACAUCGUGGCGCUCCUGUUAAUGUUUCGUCAACAGAUUUAACCGGACGUCAAGACACAUCACGAAUGUCAACAUCACAAAAUAGCCUCCCUUUCGAGCAUCAUGGCAUGUAGCUGGUCCAAACGCACUGAAGGCAGCACUGGAUCCCAGCCCGGGUGACUUCCAGCGGCAUCCAUUCCACUGUUCCUCGAUGAAAAUGACUCACCAUGGAGGGUGGACAAUGCAUGGCUGAUGUCCCAUUCUAACCUUGAAACUUGUGACCCCCCCUCCCCACACCCCCCACAAAGUAAACCAACAAAAUGAAGCUCUCGAUGCCUUUAACUUAAAUGCAGAAGGAAAACUUUUUUUUAAAUGUUUUCUUUAAGAACACCUUCGCAAGGAGAUCUUUUGCCUGACUGCAGUGUAAAAUACAAGUUAAAAGAUCUGUGCCAGCUGCUUCAGUAGCAAGGGCUCUAAAGACGGUUUACAGAAUUGACCGCAUAUAGAAUAGAUAUCGCCAUCCCUUCUCCUUCCAUGAUUGGCAUUAUGUAGCCUUUUAUUACUCUACUGUACAACUGUAGACCUUUACUUGGUUUAAAUAUUUUGUAACAGCCUGCUAAAAUUGAAAGCAGAAUCUAUGUAGAUAAGUAGAAUGUUGUCCUGCUUUUAUGUAUGUGAUGCUCUUAUCGGUUUGAGAAUUGAAAUGGAGAUUGAUUGACUUGAAAUCCCCUAGCAAUAGGGUUGGAAAUGUGAGUUUGUGAAUUUAAAAGCAGCUGAUUUUAUUUAAAGCUUUCUCCAGUCUUUUGUAUUAAACUUGAGUUUAAAAAUGUUUUCUUCUUUGGUAGCACACUGUACCAAUUAAUGUUUUUGAAUUAUUAUUUAGGUUGUUUGUGCACUUUUAACUUCCACAUUUUAUUUUUUUAUCAUAAUAAAAACUGAACACUGGUGCCAGUAGCCGUUUUCUAUCUUGUGGCAGAGGCUGCCAACAUACCAGGCAGAAGCAAUGACGAGUAACAUGGCAGUGCCAAAGUCCAACAGAAAAUGUGACCGUAAAAAUCAAAAUGUGGAAGAAUAAAGUAAAAAGUAAUGGUAAA
This is a messenger RNA of Hemiscyllium ocellatum (epaulette shark), 2506 nucleotides long. RefSeq names its product casein kinase I. The record is from RefSeq and is a predicted model, not a curated record. Gene Ontology annotation, biological process: endocytosis; peptidyl-serine phosphorylation; signal transduction. The transcript is spliced from 10 exons. NCBI's taxonomy places the organism in Eukaryota, Metazoa, Chordata, Chondrichthyes, Orectolobiformes, Hemiscylliidae. Gene Ontology annotation, cellular component: nucleus; cytoplasm. Gene Ontology annotation, molecular function: protein serine/threonine kinase activity; ATP binding. Bases 320 to 1546 code for a protein of 408 amino acids.